UACGUACUUAAACAAAUGUUCAUGUAUUUACAAUAAAAAUAAAAUAUGAAAAUAAGAAUAAAUAAAUUUUAAUAAUGGCAGUAUAAAAUUAAAAUAAAAUAAACUGGGAAAUGGCAAAGAUAAUAAAAAUCAAAAGAAAAAGUAGAGUAUAAAAUAGAAAACAGAAAGGAAAAGGAGAAAGCAAAAAAGAAAGAAAGAAAGGAAAACAGAAAAAGAAAAGGAAAACCAAGAAAGAGAAGAAAGGAAAAAGUCUCGCUCGUUGGACAAGCCCAACUGCCCUGGUCUUCAUGCGCGGAUUCCUUUGCGCUCGCUUAAGGUGAGCGAUAGGAAUCCUGAUACUGUGAGGGCAAACAAACAUGAGUAUCAAUAACCCCCCUAAAAAAACAUGAGUACCAAUAACUACAAUGGCCAACAGUCCAUAGAAUCUAGAUUAUUCAGUUAAAGCAGCACGACUACAAAGAAGAGAACAAUAAAUAUUUCACAUGUAGUUUGUGAACAUCGUCUUCCCAGGGUUGAGCGGUUGACUUCAGGAGGAAGGGCGCAACUGCACAUACCACAUAACUGCCAAAAUGGAACCUGAAAUUCAUCGGCCGGCCACAUAUUUCUGUUGCUAUCUAGAUAAAGGCUCACAGAACCUACAAUGUGGUUAUUCUUGUCACUUCUCUGAACGCACAUUACAAUAAUGCUUAAAAAAAUGGGUUAUUACCAAAGCGUGCUGAUUACAAGAAAACAUGAAGUAUUAUAGCCUUUUGCAAUGUUAAGCUGACGUGGAUGGGCUGUUUCCGAUGGAGCCCAAGCUCCAACGAUGUAGGAAUGGACAAGGAGAUGAAACAACAGCUACAACAAGAAACAAGCCCGCCACCAUUUGGCUUCUGCUUGUGCUAACAAUAAUCUAAGCAGUGAACUAUAUGAUGGUAAAGCUAGCUUUGGACGUUAUUGGUCCUGCUCAUUAUUUUUUCUAGCCUUGGGUAAGUUCCGCGCAAUUUUCUGAACUGAGAUUAAGAUAAACUAUCCGUAUUGGACCACAACUUGAGCCCAAUUGGAGCACUCUGUCCAAAUUUUGUAGGUUAUCGGAUCUAAUACAUGAAAAGGUGAAGUGGUGUAGAAGUUUAAGCCCUCCAAGAAUUAAUAACUUAACUAUGUGCACGGGCCAGAUGCCUCAUUAAUUAGUAAUUACACGUAGCUGAGUCAUAUGGGAACAAGAACAAUGAUACUAAGAGGGUGUUUGUUUCCAGGGACUUAUUGAUUUAGGGACUUAAAAAAGUCUCUAUGAUUCCCAUCUAAACCAAACAGGAGGGACUUAUAGGGACUUAAAGUGGGCAUUUGGGACUUAUGAAAUAAGACUCUCAAGAAGGGACUUAUAGGGACUUAUAGUUGUAAUAUGGUCUUUUAGUCCAUGUUAAGUCUCAGGAAUCAAACAGGUAGAGACUUUUUAGGGACUUGGAACUUAUAAGUUGGGACUAAAAUAAGUCCUAAAACUUAUGAACCAAACAGGGCCUAAUGCAUUGUUUAAGACUGUACAAUCAAGAGGGCUACAAAUCAUGAUAUAGCACGGACACCCCAAGGAAUCAAGUUUUACUAACUAACAAGAGACUGAACCGGGAAGAAUAUUACUACCAAAACAGAGGCUAUAUACUGGAACAUAUCCGGUGCACCCACACUUGUGGUGCUACAGGUGCACCGGAUGCCGUAGGACAUUUCAAAAAAUGUGAAAAAGAAAAUCUAGCAAUUCUGAAAUGAAAGUCACGAUUCUUUCUGAAGGUAAGUGCCAAAGGUUCCCGGUUCAGUCUUAGUGUUGUCCAACAAACAAAAAGAUAUUACAAAACAUCACAUGAUGAUAAUAUUAGUAUAACUAGGCAGAGAUGUUGAAUGACUUAGAAGUACCUUCAGUUUUUUUUUUGUGCGAAUACCUUCAGGUUAAUUAUGGCACACACAUGACAAAGGAAAAUGGCAAAAACAAAGUUGAAAGCGAACUAACCUUCAGUAGAAUAUGGACACAAACAAAGCAAGACGAUGCAACUCGGGGGAUAGUUUCUAAGGACAACAUUAGUUUUAUACUCAUGAUUCCUUCUUGAUUGCAUCCAGAUACCAACUCUCUUCAAAUCAACAUUCAUUUUCCUUUAUGCGGCUACUUGAAACCAGCAUUUGGCAACUCCUUCGAGUUACUGCAUCUGGGCUGUAAUGGCUGCUUCAGCAAUAGGAGGAUGGGUGGCCUCAGCCUUCAUCACCAAGCUAGUUGAGAAGGUGUGCUCCUAUGCUGGAGAUCAGUAUGAAUACCAACGGAAAGAUACAAAGGAGAAACUAAGAAUCCUAGAGAAGAAUCUAUCGUCGAUCCAAACAGUGAUACAUAUAGCUGAGAGAGUGCAGGCAAAGAACACAGCCAUGGGAAGUUGGCUAAGGAGAAUCAAAGAUGCCGCCUGUCAAGCUGAGGAUGUUCUUGAUUUGUUUGACUAUCGAGUUCUCCAAGCACAAACUGAAGACAGGGGCAUGAUUAGCUCAGUUGCUUCAGCUGCAGCUGGCUCAUCUUCUUCAUCCUCAAGCACCAUCACCACUGCCUCUACCACCACUAGCAGUAGUAGCAACUCAACGGUAAAUCAGUCGGUUCGUCUUCUCAAACGCUUCCUUUUCUCUGAUGAAGAUAUAGAUGAGUUGAUUUCUGUAGUCGAUAAGUUUGUUGAGAUUGAUAGUGAGAUGCAAAGAUUUCUGGAAUUUGUGAAGAUAGAGGACAGCAGGACAGAACAGGCAGUUCAGUGGCGCACAACAACCUCCAUGCCAGGCUCAGGGAAGUUUUUUGGUCGAGUUAAUGAAGAAAACAAACUGAAGAGAUUACUUGUUCAGAUCAAUGAGCAAUCCAGUCAUCCAUAUGAUGUUAUAUCAAUUGUUGGUAUUGGUGGUGUUGGUAAGACAACGUUAGUACAGAGAGUGUAUGACCAAUUGCAUGACACAGAUCACUUUGAUCUCACAGUAUGGCUCCAUGUCUCAGAUAAAUUUGAUGUUGGACGUCUAACAAAAGAGAUGACACAGUCAGAUAAUCUCAGCAGUAGUUUAGAUCAAGCUCAGAGGAUACUUGGGGAUAAGCUGAAUGGGAAAAAGGCUUUGAUAGUCCUUGACGAUGUAUGGAAUGUAUUGAGGAGCCAAUUGGAGAACCUGUUCAAACCCCUGAAGUUUGCUAGCAAGGGCAGCAAAGUAAUAGUUACAACUCGAAGUAAAAAUGUUGCAAGAAUGAAUGAAUCAACAAAGAUCAUGCACUUACAUGGCUUGGAAGACAAAGACUACUGGAGUUUCUUUUCACAAUGUGCAUUCGGUGAUGAAAAUCCUUCUGAUUUUCCACGACUGGAAGAAAUUGGCCGAGAAGUGGUGAGCAAGUUGGCAGGAUCACCUUUAGCUGCAAUGACAGUUGGGAGUUCAUUGAAACCGGUGCUAAAAGAAAAACAUUGGAGUUCUAUCUGUGGAAGGAAAUUGUGUCAAAUAGAGCAAAAGGAAGAUGAUAUCAUAUCAGUAUUGCGACCGAGUUAUGAGCAUCUUCCUGACCAUUUGAAGCAAUGCUUUGUUUACUUUGCAUUGUUUCCUAAGAAAUACCACCUUCGAGGAGAUGAGCUAAUACAGAUGUGGAGAGCUCACGGUUUCCUUGACACGCAAACACCAGAUGAAACUGCACGUCGUUACAUCAAUGAUCUCUUGCAGCUUUUAUUCAUUGAGAAGGUACCCAACCGAGAGGACCACUAUGUAGUUCACGACUUGCUACAUGAUUUUGCAGAGUCGGUGUCCAAUGGAGAACACUUCCGAAUAGAAGAUGACUUAGAUGUAUGUAUUCCAAGAAAUGUUCGCCACCUAUAUGUCAGUGCAAGCAAUAUCUUAAAGGUGUACAUGAGUUUGGAAGACUUAAAGAAAAAUCUGAGAAGCUUAAUAAUAAGCAAGGCACAAGAAGGUGCUUCUUGCGAAAGGGUCUCCUCGUCAAACUUUAAUCAUGUACUUGAACAUAUACUCAAAGAGCUAAGAAGCUUACGCGUUUUAGUACUGUGCAAUCCUGAUGGUAUGCUUCCAGACAGUCUUGAUCAUUUGGUCCAUCUUAGGUAUCUAAACAUCCAUGAAAGUAGAAACUUCAUCAAUGUCAAGUCAUUAUUCAAACUCUACCAUUUACAAGGGUUGAGUCUGCAAGUUCAAGACAUGAUCAUGAAAAAGGAACUCCAAGAGGGCUUAAGUAGGUUGACCCAGUUAAGAUACUUAAAGGCUCCAGAGAAAAUAAUUUCAAGGAUAGAAUUGAUUGGCAGGCCGAGAUCCCUCAAAAGAACUAGAGGAGAACAAAGUGAAGAGUAAUAUGAGGCACAACAUAUGCCAACUGAGGGAGUUGAAUGAACUUCGAGGGAUGCUAACCAAAAAAAAUCUUCAGAAUGUAAGAUGCAGGGAACAAGUAACAUGAUUCAUCUCACACCCCUUGAGUCUCUGUGCAUAGAGAAAUGUCCAAAACUUGAAUCUCUUCCCCAGAUAGGCUUACUACCUCUUUCCCUGAAGAAACUCAGUGUCAUAAGAUGCAGCAAAACAUUUGGACAGCUCUGCUCUGAGAUCAACAUAAGCAGCACCAACACCAUACAGCAGGUUAUCGUGAGGGAAC
Messenger RNA from Triticum urartu, 4612 nucleotides. The record is from RefSeq and is a predicted model, not a curated record. NCBI's taxonomy places the organism in Eukaryota, Viridiplantae, Streptophyta, Magnoliopsida, Poales, Poaceae.